AUGUUUGGUGCAGGGUCAGUUUAUCCGCAUGUGAAUCAGACAAACACAAAUACACCCUAUAUUCCUGUAACCGUAUCUCAAUAUAUCUCGAAUCCUUUUCAAAAUCCUACCAUCAGUCAAUCGAUGCCGGUAGGUAGUGUAAUCGAUCAAAGUGUGCCUACAUCUCGCCAGUUGGCUGCCCGGCAUGUUAUGCCGAAAGAGCUUCCCAUCUUUAGUGGGAGCCCCGAAGAGUGGCCCAUGUUUUAUAGUGCCUUUUAUACGUCGACAGAAGCUUGUGGUUACAGUGAAGUGGAGAAUCUCGGCCGACUUCAACGCUGUCUAAAGGGCAGUGCAUUGGAAGCUGUUCGUAGCCGUCUUCUACUCCCGUCUGCAGUACCGCAGGUGAUGCAAACAUUGCAGCUUUUGUAUGGACGACCGGAACAGAUAAUUUCUGCUCUUCUCACAAAAAUCCGCGACGUCCCUACGCCGAGAGCCGACAAUUUGAGGACUUUGGUUACUUUUGGAAUGGCAGUACAAAAUUUUUGUGAUUACUUGGUGGCAGCUGGGCAAGUUGCCCAUCUUUCAAAUCCAUUGCUCUUGCAAGAGCUGAUCGACAGGUUACCGGCGCACCUGAAACUGGACUGGGUAGCAUAUAAAAGGCAGUUCAUGGUGGUUGAUUUGCGUGUUUUCGGUGGGUAUAUGGCAAAUUUGGUAACUGCAGCGGCCGAUGUCACCCUUACGCUUGAGCCUAGUAGUACUAAGGCAGGAAAAGCGGACAGAGUAAAAGGGUUCGUCAAUGCUCAUGCUACGGAAAAGGUGGAGCCAGUGAAAGUGAAGUCGGAACCAUCGAAAGCGAAUCAGAUACGGUGUUUAACUUGCAAUGAUCCCGAACACAGAGUGAAAGAAUGUGAGACUUUCAAGAAGAUGAGCACUGACGACAGGUGGAAGGCUGUACAAACCCACCAGCUGUGCCGAAUUUGUCUUGGUAAGCAUGGGAGGAAGCCGUGCCGUUCCCAGAUGCGGUGCGAUAUACAGGGGUGCCAAAUGCGUCAUCACCCGCUAUUGCAUCGUAGUUCUUCAACAUCGACAACAACGAGUGCAUCGUCCAGCCACAGGGAAAAUGCUGCAGCCCGGAAUCAAUCUGAGGGAGUGAAUGCGCAUCGCGACAACCAGAGUGAGACGAUGUUCCGUAUUCUACCGGUGACUCUUCACGGUAACGGAAGGAGUGUGGAUACAUUUGCCUUUAUUGAUGAGGGAUCAUCCGUCACGCUGAUGGAGAAGUGGAUUGCAGAUACGCUUGAUAUUAAAGGCGUUCGAAAACGUCUUUGUUUGUCAUGGACAGGCAAUGUUACUAGAGAUGAGGAGGAUUCGCAUCAAGUUACGGUCGCAAUAUCAGGAUGUGGAGCAGAUCGCCGAUACAAUCUCGAAGGUGUUCGCACUGUUAGUGCACUGGGACUUCCAACGCAGUCGCUUCGAUAUGGUGAAUUGGCUAAACAGUAUCACCAUCUCCGGCAGCUACCAGUUGUUGACUACGAGUCUGUGACACCAGGAAUAUUAAUUGGCGCGGGACAUACAGUAUUGACUGCUACUAAGCAGCUCCGAGAAGGUCGGUCGGGUGAGCCUAUUGCUGCAAAAACCCGGCUAGGUUGGGCUGUAUAUGGACCAGUGAAAAGAGAGAUGCAAAGUCGCAGUUACCAUCUCCAUGUUUGCGAAUGUACGGGGGAUGCCAACCUGCACGAAAUGGUUAAACAAUACUUUAGUGUGGAGAAUGUAGGUGUCUCGGCUGAUAGCGGACCGGAAUCUGAAGACGAAAAGCGGGCUAGGUUGAUUCUCGAACGUACGACCAGGAGAGUCGAAGGAGCUUUCGAGACUGGGCUAUUGUGGCGACAUGAUCAGGUGGAAUUCCCCGAUAGCUACGGAAUGGCAGUUCGCAGGCUACAGUGUUUUGAGAGACGCCUGAAAGCGAACCCUGCUAUUGAACAAAACGUUCGACGUCAAAUUGUGGAGUAUCAGCAGAAAGGGUACAUCCACGAAGUGACGCGAGAGGAGCUCGAAUCAGCGGAUCCAUGCCGUGUUUGGUAUCUACCCUUGAGUGUUGUGCAAAAUCCGAAAAAGCCGAAAAAGAUUCGGCUUGUGUGGGAUGCUGCAGCUAAGGUCGACGGGAUUUCGCUGAAUAGUAUGCUGCUGAAGGGACCAGAUCUUGUUGUACCGCUUCCGACAGUGCUUUGUGGAUUUCGAGAACGAAGGAUAGCAGUGGGUGGCGAUCUGCAAGAAAUGUUCCACCAGGUGAAGAUACGAUCAGCGGAUCGUAAUGCUCAGCGUUUCCUCAUGCGGGAUAAUCCGAACCAGAAGCCUCGGGUCUUUAUCAUGGACGUAGCAACGUUCGGUUCAACGUCCUCACCGUGCUCAGCGCAAUACAUAAAAAACCUGAACGCUCAGGACUUCAUCGAUCGCUACCCAAGAGCAGUUGAAGCAAUCCAGCGACGACACUACGUCGAUGACUAUCUGGACAGCUUUGACAGUGAGGAAGAGGCGUGUCGAGUGGCAGAAGAAGUGAAGAUAGUGCAUAAGAAAGGUGGUUUCACCAUGCGUAAUUGGUUGUCCAAUUCUAACGAAGUUCUUCGACGGGUCGGGGCAACGGACGGUUGCCGUGAGAAAGCUGUUGAAGCAGACAAGAGCGGACGAGCUGAAAGAGUCCUAGGAAUGUUAUGGGCAUCCGAAUUAGACGUUUUUGUAUACGCGAAUGGACUUGAUUUCGCAGGAAUCGCUCCGACCAAGAGGGGCAUUCUACGAUGCGUAAUGAGUCAGUACGACCCACUUGGAUUACUCUCGCAUUUCUUCAUCCACGGUCGGGUUAUAAUACAAGAUAUCUGGCGGACGAAAGCAGGUUGGGACGACAUCGUCGGCGGGGAGAUUCUUGAACGCUGGCAAAGAUGGACAAGCUUGUUCGAUAUGCUACAUAACGUGAGCAUUUCCCGCGCUUAUUUCCCAAGUGUAUCAUCCGAGGAAAUUGAGGACUUGCAACUGCAUAUCUUCGUUGACGCCAGCGAAACGGCUUACGCCUGCGUAGGCUACUUUCGCGCCAAGAUUCGUGGCGAGUUCCGCACUGCACUGAGAUGGGUACCCACUAAGGAAAAUGUGGCAGACGAGGCCACGAAAUGGGGCAAGGGGCCAAACCUGCUCCCAGAUAGCCGCUGGUUUACCGGUCCUAAGUUUUUGCGAGAGCCCGAAGUGUCGUGGCCACAACAAUACGCAACCGAGGAAACUCCAGAAGAACUGAAACCAUGUAUGGUGCAGCACAUCGUAUCGCAGGACGAGUUGAUCGAGUGGAGUCGUUUCUCUAAAUUUGAGAGAGUUUGGCGUGCACUAGCAUAUGUGCAUCGAAUAAUAGGAAACAUGCGACGGAAGCGACAGAGAGAGCAACUGCAACGCGGCCAUUUAACGCAGGACGAGCUGACUGAAGCCCAGGACACGGUUUGGAGUCUCGUGCAAAAAUAUGCCUUUCCGGAAGAAGUUAAACUGUUGACAGCAGUCGCUGGGCAAGGUUUGCCUGCAAAGAUCGGAAAAUCGAGCCGAAUCUACAAGUUAUCCCCCUUUAUGGAUGAUCGUGGAGUGAUUCGGAUGGAUUCUCGACUAUGUGCUGCUAGUUUCAUGCCCUUUGAAGCAAAGUUCCCAAUUAUUCUGCCUAAAACACAUCCUCUAACGAUCCUACUGCUAGACUGGUAUCACAGAGCGUAUCUUCACGAAAAUACAGAAACGGUGAUCAACGAGAUAAGGCAGCGGUUCCAUGUACCGUCUCUGCGCACCCAGCUUCGUAAGGUGGUGAGAUUGUGUAUGUAUUGCAAGGUGAAGAAGGCGAAGCCAUGUAUUCCGCGGAUGGCACCACUUCCGGAAGCGAGAUUAAGCCCGUUCGUCAGACCGUUUUCGUUCGUUGGGCUUGAUUACUUCGGUCCUAUGCAGGCCAAGGUGGGACGUUCACUCGUGAAGCGAUGGGUCGCAUUGUUCACGUGUCUCACCAUACGAGCAGUGCACCUAGAAAUAGUGUACUCACUGUCCACGGACUCCUGCAAGAAGGCUAUUCGACGCUUUCUGGUAAGAAGGGGAUCCCCACUGGAAAUCUGGAGCGACAACGGUACGAAUUUCGUCGGCGCCAGCCGAGAACUCGAGGAAGAGAUAAAACGUAUCAACGAACAGAUGUCGGAAGUCUUCACUAACGCUAACACGAAAUGGAUUUUCAAUCCGCCCUCAGCGCCACAUAUGGGCGGGUCAUGGGAGCGGUUAGUCCGUUCCAUAAAAACUGCUUUCGCAAGCCUAUCGAUCACCAGAAACCCCGACGAGGAAACCCUCAUGACACUUUUGAUUGAGGCGGAAGGAGUAGUCAACUCGCGACCACUCACAGUGGUUCCAUUGGAUAAUGAGGCGCAAGAAUCGCUGACUCCCAACCAUUUUCUCCAACUAAGCUCACAGGGAGUAACACAGCGACCACAGCCAUUGAUGGAACGUGCAGAACCGACGAGGAGCAAUUGGAGGCGAAUGAGGUGUCUGGUGGACGAAUUCUGGUACCGCUGGAUAAAGGAGUAUCUUCCUACAAUAGCCAGUCGUAGUAAAUGGGUGGAAGAUCCGGAGCAGCUGAAAGAAGGUGACUUGGUUUUCGUCGUUGACGAGUCAACCCGGAAUGGGUGGCUACGAGGAAAAAUAUUGUCUGCUACGAAGGGACUCGACGGACGAGUCCGACAAGCCUUCGUCAAAACUCGUAACGGAGUGCUACGAAGACCUGCCACGAAGAUUGCUGUGUUGGGCAUCGAGGAUACCAACUCAGACGAAGAGAAGUUAGAUAACGCUGGACGCAAGCAGGCUUGUGACCCGCGUUAUGGGUCGGGGGAUGCAGCACUCAAGGCGCUAAAGGCCGCAAUGUGCAAUUCCAAACUGGUGUGGGAAUGUAUUCUUUCACUGCGACAGCUAGCUCAUAAGAACCUGGUCAAUCUUUACUGGGUUCCAGGCCACUGUGGAAUUGAAGGAAAUGAAAAGGUCGAUUUACUGGCACGAAAAGGAUCAUCGACAAGAUGUUUAGGACCAGAACCAUUUUGUGGAUUCUCGUCAAGUGCUAUAAAAACGGAACUUAACGAGCGGCCAAACCAAACCGAUCCGAACCGUAGACACCGUCAGGACCAGACCAGACCGUUCUACAACCCAUCAGGUCAGACUCGACCCGACUGCGAAUAA
This is a messenger RNA of Sabethes cyaneus, 5202 nucleotides long. RefSeq lists its product as uncharacterized. Gene Ontology annotation, molecular function: nucleic acid binding. The coding region runs from base 1 to 5202 and encodes 1733 amino acids. Gene Ontology annotation, biological process: DNA integration. The record is from RefSeq and is a predicted model, not a curated record. Lineage: Eukaryota; Metazoa; Arthropoda; Insecta; Diptera; Culicidae. The transcript has 4 exons.